AUGUCUACCAUCACAUUCGUCACUGGAAACAGCAACAAGCUUAAAGAAGUGAUUGCCAUCUUGGGCGGUGAGCCAAGCGCCGAAGGCUCCAAGGUUGGCAAAUUCACCGUCGUCAACAAGUCUUUGGAUUUGGAUGAGGUUCAAGGUACCAUCGAGUCUGUCACUAUUCAUAAAGCCAAAGAGGCUGCCAAGCAGGUGAAUGGUGCUGUUUUGGUUGAAGACACUUGUCUUGCGUUCAAUGCCAUGAACGACUUGCCAGGUCCAUAUAUCAAGUGGUUUGUCCAGGCAGUUGGUCUUCAAGGUCUUGUGGAUAUGCUCUACAAGUUUGAAGAUAAGGGAGCCAAAGCAGUUUGCACUUUUGGAUACUGUGAAGGCCCAGACAGCGAGGUUAAGUUGUUCCAGGGCGUCACCCACGGCAAGAUCGUUGAUUCCAGAGGCCCUACUAACUUUGGUUGGGAUGCAGUGUUUGAGCCAGAGGGAUUCCAGGAGACUUACGCUGAGAUGGAUAAGAGCGUCAAGAACACGAUAUCGCACCGUUUCCGUGCCUUGGACAAGUUGAGAGAGUACCUUCUCCAACAAUAA
Candidozyma haemuli is the source of this 582-nucleotide messenger RNA. It is a transcript of the gene HAM1, whose product is annotated as nucleoside triphosphate pyrophosphohydrolase. The transcript has a single exon. Gene Ontology annotation, biological process: nucleoside triphosphate catabolic process. Gene Ontology annotation, cellular component: cytoplasm. Gene Ontology annotation, molecular function: nucleoside triphosphate diphosphatase activity. Lineage: Eukaryota; Fungi; Ascomycota; Pichiomycetes; Serinales; Metschnikowiaceae. The coding region runs from base 1 to 582 and encodes 193 amino acids. The record is from RefSeq and is a predicted model, not a curated record.